This is a messenger RNA of Moneuplotes crassus, 1478 nucleotides long. Lineage: Eukaryota; Ciliophora; Spirotrichea; Euplotida; Euplotidae. The record is from the annotation of a GenBank genome assembly.
AUUUUAGUAUAUGAGCAAUACAGCUAGAGCUAUCUCUUUGAAGCGUACUAUUGGAGGACGCCGUGAUAGGAAAAAUUUUAUGCAAAGCACUGCUUUUAAAAAACAAGUUUCAAGUUUCAACAACACCGCCAGAAAUUUCAAUCCCUUAGAUUCAGGAGAACGAAACUUCAAACCCGCUAAACACUCUCAAAGAACACUUAUCAACAGUAAACAAAGGAAAUAGGUCAAAAUUCAUAAACCCCAGGAAAUCCCAAAGACACCAGCCCAACAGAUCACUUAUAAAUCCUAACAAGCCUAGUGACCACAAUAGGAAGUCUAAACAGAUAACAAAAAAUAAUAUCUCUGCUCACAGUAUAUUCGAUAAAAAGUCAAAGUCACCUCAGAAGAACACUUUGAAUAUAUUUCCAAACGUGAAGAGGAAAAUAAUGGAGACCUUAUUAAACCCUGAGAUUCCGAAGAAGGUGCCUGUGGCACCUUCGAAUCCAGAGUUGAAGAACAUUCCUCAUUUUGUCAAAGUCAGCUUUCUUAAUAAAGUCAAAAGUAUUCGAGAUAAUAUUGAUGCGGAGAAGAAUAUUCCGAGUAAAAGUCUGCAAAAGUUCUUGCAGAGCAAAACUAAAAGCAGGUUUGGGAAUUUUCAGGAAGCCGUAAACGGCUUCCAGAGACAUUGUAAAAGAGCUUCGAUGAGAACCUUUGAGCAGAUGUUUAAGAAUAGAAGCAAUAGAAAUUCUUUGCAUGGGGGCAUGGAUGAUGUAGAGUGAGAUAGCCAGAAUUCUAAAAUUGGAAUUAAGCGAUUGGUCACUUUGAAACACCAUAAUCUUUCCAGAUCCCAAGCGGGGUCUAGUUUGGAAGAGAAUUCUAGAAUUACAGAAGAUAAUGAGAGUAUUGAUGAUACUCAGAGCACAGUUCUAUCUGAAUUAUCUCUUCGAAAGCAAAUUCAACAUCAUGAGCAGAAAGAUACGAUGAAAUACAUUAGAGAGCUUCAAAAUAGAAUGUCUAAACGAGAGUUACAAGAGCGUAAUAAAGAACUUUUGUCUGUGUUAAACAAAACUACUGAUCUGUAUUCGAACAAAUUUAGUAUAUCAAAGAUUAGAAAGAGAGUGAGCAAGCAAAGAGAAGAGAAGAAAUCCCAAGUCCAGAGUAUAGAUCAUCUAUCUCCUGGGAGGAAGCUACAGAUCUUAUCUGAGUCUAAUCUUGAGCUUUACAGCCUGAAUGGGUUCUUGAAUGGGUACAAUAAAAAGCUGUCUCUUAAUACAGAUCCAUCUAGAGCAGCUAGGAACUCUAAAAGUAUUCAUCUGGACUCUAUUGAGUAUCAGAAAGCUAAAGAUGUUGCUAUGAAGAGCCAUAAAGAAGCCUACCAGGUUUAUGAGAAGAUCAAAUUGUCUAAACGAUCCAAGCUCAGGAAGAUCAAUGCGAAAGUUGAAGACUGCCUUACUGCCCAGGAUAUCCUCCGUAAGUCGUUUGUGUCAAUUUCGGUAUAG